AUGGAAGUUUGUGGCAAACCCAUGGUUACGGUACCCGGCAAUGUCAUUUACCUGUCCACCAUUCUGGGGCGUGAUGGGUCGGUUCCUGUUCACAAAUGUGAUUGGAAGUGUCGGAAUGAGCACAUCUGUGGUAACAUGUACCUCUGCAAGCUAACUGGUCUCACUCACAUCUGUGACAAGAAUUGUAACCAGAGGAUCUUGUACGAUAACCAUACUUCUCUCUGCCGGGCAAGUGGCAAGAUGUUCCCUCUCUCGCCUUCUGAGGAGCAGGCCGUCAGAGGAGUCCGGAGGAAGAUCGAUGCUGAGACCUCUCCUCCAGAUACCUGUGCUUUUAAGCGCAGGAGGGAGGCUUUCCAUCCUUCACCCUUCAAGAGAGCUUUUGCUGCUGCUGUCCCCAGUCCAAUCUGCAGUCAAGUCGGAGAUGGCAUGGAUUUGAGCUAG
This is a messenger RNA of Linum tenue, 441 nucleotides long. The record is from the annotation of a GenBank genome assembly. NCBI's taxonomy places the organism in Eukaryota, Viridiplantae, Streptophyta, Magnoliopsida, Malpighiales, Linaceae.